Hyla sarda is the source of this 2262-nucleotide messenger RNA. It is a transcript of the gene ATP1B1, whose product is annotated as ATPase Na+/K+ transporting subunit beta 1. The transcript has 6 exons. Gene Ontology annotation, cellular component: sodium:potassium-exchanging ATPase complex. NCBI's taxonomy places the organism in Eukaryota, Metazoa, Chordata, Amphibia, Anura, Hylidae. The coding region runs from base 238 to 1152 and encodes 304 amino acids. The record is from RefSeq and is a predicted model, not a curated record. Gene Ontology annotation, biological process: intracellular sodium ion homeostasis; sodium ion export across plasma membrane; intracellular potassium ion homeostasis. Gene Ontology annotation, molecular function: ATPase activator activity.
AGGUGUAGAGAACACAGGACCUCGCCGGGUCCAAGUUCCUCCCGUGCUCUCACCGGCAGCCAUUGUCAUUGAAACCCCCUCACCGCUGCCUUGCCCACCCCAGUGCCAGCUGUGCCACCUCCACAACUCAAGCCUUAACACGGGAGCAGCACAACCAUUUCCUAGAGAUUGUAUCUAAUAUCCUCGUCCCCACCGGGAGUGUAUCUAACCGUGUGUAUCUAAACUAAAGCAGAAGACAUGGCCCGAGAGAAAGGCAAGGAGAACGAUGGCGGCUGGAAGAAAUUCCUCUGGAACCCCGAGAAGAAGGAGUUCAUUGGCAGAACAGGUGGCAGCUGGUUUAAAAUCCUUCUCUUCUAUCUGGUCUUCUACGGCUGUCUAGCUGGUAUCUUUAUUGGGACCAUACAAGUGCUUCUAUUAACCAUCAGUGAAUAUGAACCGACGUACCAGGACCGCGUGGCACCACCAGGACUGACCCAGCUACCAAAAGCUGUGAAAACAGAAAUAUCCUUUUCAGUUAAGGAUCCAGAAACAUAUAAAGACUAUGUGAAUGGAAUCACUAAGUUUUUAGAAAAGUACAAUGAUAGCAAGCAAGAAGACCAGAUGAUUUUUGAAGACUGCAAAGACAAACCUGGCGAUUACAUUGACCGUGGGCCAAUAAAUGGAGCAGAUGGCAAAAAGAGAUCCUGUAUUUUUAAGAGGGACUGGCUUGGAAGUUGCUCUGGUUUACAAGAUCCAACUUUUGGCUUUAAAGAUGGCAAGCCCUGUAUAAUUGUGAAGCUGAACAGAGUUCUGGGAUUUAAACCAAAGCCUCCACAAAAUGGAUCAUUUCCUGAUGCCAAUGCUGAAUACAACCCAAACAUCCUUCCUAUCUUCUGUGGAGGAAGGAGAGAGGAGGAUCAGACUCACAUUAAUUCGAUCCAGUACUUUGGUAUGGGCGGAUACGUAGGAUUCCCCUUGAACUACUAUCCAUACUACGGAAAGCUGCUACAACCAAACUAUCUACAACCCCUCAUUGCUUUGCAAUUGACAAACAUCACCAUGGACACAGAAGUUCGUAUCGAGUGCAAGGCGUAUGGCGAGAACAUACAUUAUAGCGAGAAAGACCGUUUUCAGGGACGCUUUGAUAUAAAGGUGGUGAUAAGGAGUAGCUGAUCGCGGGCGCCGCCUGUGUAAUACCAUAAUCUAAAAUUCAAAAGAAAAAAAACUUUUAGUCUUGAACAAACUGUCAUGUAUGGGACCUUCACUAAAUAUAUAUGCUUUACACUAGCUUUCUGCAUUUACUAGGGUUAGAAUGUAAAAUCAAGGUGUAGCAAUAGCAACAAGUAUUUAUUUUACUGUAAAUGAGAGAAACUAAUAAAUGACUUGAACCUUGGGAGAUGCCCGUCAUGCUGUAAAUUAUGAUUCCAGAAUCAAAAUGUAGUGAGCAAUGUUUUUGGCCCCAGAAUGUUGCUGCAUAGUGUAUUUUAUUUUUUUAGUGUAUUGUACAGUAGCAGAUGUGAAGAAUCUACACUUUCCGCCAAGCUAUGUGUGUUUCUUUUUUUUUUCCUUCAUUUUUUUGUGAGCAAGCUUUUAGUCCAAGGUGUAAAUACUCUCUAUCGGGAAUAAAACUGGCAUGGUAGUGAGACGGCCAACCAAUAAGAAUAUUUCAUAGCACUCCAUAAAGCCUUUUUUUUUUUUUUUACGUGGCAUUGAUUUUGUUUUAUUCGUAAAAAGGGGAACAGGGCUUUCUCCAUUUUUUUUUCCCUUUGUGUUUCUUUCGCUUCACUUUACGCAACAGGUGAUGGGUUGUGCUGUGCUUUGUAUUUAAUGCUUUUAUAUGAAGCCCUCCCCCUUAUUUCUUAUGUAUGUUAUGAAGGUGUGUUGAGGCCUGGGUCUGACUGUCACUUUUUGCCAGGAAUAGGGUUAAUUGUUUUGCGUUAUAUAUAUAUAUAUAUUAUUUUUUUUUUUUUCAGGAAGCAUCGCAGUUUGGUGCUGUGUCUUUACAAAUGUUUUAACCAUUUUCAUGGUGGAAGAAUUUUAUAUUUAUGCAGUUGUAAAAUUUUAUUUUUCUUCAAGAAAAAGUAAUGUAUGAAAUAAACCAAAGUCACGUGUUGAAAAAUAAAUCUUUAUUUUAAAACAAGUUUUAAAAACAUGCAAUGCAGUAUCCCAUAGGAUGUAUUAUUACAUGUCUACUGUGCGCACAUUGUUCAACCAUCUGUAAUAUUUGCAAGGAGUACAGUGCUCUUUCAGUCGAAACAUCAGACAAUAAAAUGAAUAAGCCAA